AUGGAAGCUUUCCUUACUGGAUUCAAACAAAAGCCCCAAGAUAGCAAACGACGCAUAAAAAGUCAAAAACACAUCCCUUGGGUUGAAAAAUAUCGACCAAAAACAAUAGAUGAAGUAGCUUAUCAAACAGAAGUUGUUAGCGUUCUUCAAAGGUGUAUUGAAGGAUCUGAUUUGCCAAAUUUACUGUUUUAUGGACCACCAGGAACUGGAAAAACGUCUUUGAUUUUGGCUUUAGCUCGUCAACUUUUUGGCCCUUUGUAUUCAGAACGUGUUUUAGAAUUGAAUGCGAGCGAUGAACGUGGGAUCAGUGUUAUUCGAGAAAAAGUGAAGGCUUUUGCUCACAUCGCUGUUAGUAGUAGUACUAAUAGCUCUGGUUCAAGUUCAACUAAUAUACCACCAUAUAAAUUAAUAAUCUUAGAUGAAGCUGAUUCUAUGACAGCACCUGCACAAGCUGCUCUACGUCGUACAAUGGAGACUGAAAUGAGAACUACACGAUUUUGUUUAACUUGUAAUUAUGUUACACGAAUUAUUGAACCAAUCACAAGUCGAUGUGCAAAGUUUAGAUUUCGUCCAUUGGAUAAUGAAAUUGCUCGUGCUCGUUUACGUCACAUUGCCGAUGCAGAAAAUUUAUCCAUUACUAAUGAGACAUUGGAUCAUUUACUGUCACUUUGUCAUGGUGAUUUACGGCAAGGUAUCACAAUGUUACAAUGUGUUCAUCAGUUAAUUAUAUCCGUUGAUGAUUCCGAUGUCGAUUGUCGUUCUUCGAUUACCUCAAAAGAAUUAGAUGAGGCUGCAGCUGUUGUUCCGAGUGAUAUAAUUAAAAAUCUUAUUAAAACAUCAGAAAAUGGUAGUUUCGAUGAUUUACAAAUCAUUAUCAAAAAUUUAUUAUUGGAAGGUUAUUCAGCACAUCAGACCACUUAUCAACUGCACGAACAUAUAAUCAAUGACGAUAAACUAUCCUGUAUUCAAAAGGCAUCUAUUUUGGAAUCUCUUGCUGUUGCUGAUUCUCGAUUAAUUGAUGGAGCUGAUGAAUAUUUACAACUUCUAGCCGUCGGAGGGACUCUACUUAAAACUAUCCAAUCAAAUUAAAAGAUGUAU
Messenger RNA from Schistosoma bovis, 1098 nucleotides. NCBI's taxonomy places the organism in Eukaryota, Metazoa, Platyhelminthes, Trematoda, Strigeidida, Schistosomatidae. The record is from the annotation of a GenBank genome assembly.